CAGUUUUGUCAGUGUCCGCGGCAAUCAUACAAAUGCUUGACACUACCAGGACCCUGGCUAAACGCCAGUGGGACCCUGAUUUUGAGAAGGUUCCCACUGAAUGCAUAGACCGAAUCACAUCAAAUACUGCCGACUGCGCUUUGUUCGCUAAGGAGGCGGAGGAUUCUGAAAAUGACGACUGGAGCGACGACGAAGAACUGACGGAAGACCCAGCAGAGUCCAGUGACGACGACUUUCUUGUCACUUUCUGCUCCCCUCUGAACGACCCAAGUCCUUUUCCGAACCAGAGCAGUAUCAUUCAGGACUUUUGUAGGAAUCAUACUGUGGGCGUCGACACUAGCAAGGAAAAUGAAGAAGUCAAGCUUGCGAUGGUGGAGGAGUUUCGAGUUGAGCGACACGGAGAACGCUCUGGUCACAAAUGGUUUGGGCCGGAUUGGAGUGCAAGCGAAUUCGCCAAAUACAUGCAUGCGCAGGUUGGUACUUCACCAGAAACUGCACUGGGUGCCGUUCGCUGA
Molecule: messenger RNA, 515 nt
Organism: Microdochium trichocladiopsis
Lineage: Eukaryota; Fungi; Ascomycota; Sordariomycetes; Xylariales; Microdochiaceae
Exons: 1
Coding region: 33-515 (160 amino acids)
Source: RefSeq, a predicted model, not a curated record